AUGUGCGACUGCAUUGGAUGUAUGAUCAUAUUUAACAAUAUUCUGGAGACACACAUUCGCCCGAAUAGGAGAGGAUUGGAUUGCAUAAACAUUUGCACAAAAACUCGCCUUUGGCUCUACGAGGACCUAACCGGCGAUAAUAUAGCGUUCAAAUACAUAGCAUGGACUUCAUUACCCUUACUAUUAAUUUUAUUUUCUUCCGGAUUUGUUCACAUCGUCUCACCGCAGGUCAGCUCGCAUUUAAUAUCAGAGCAUUUGUUUUCGGUUUACAAUUGCAUUCAAUUUAACAUAUAUUGCAUUACACGAGCGGUCGGAUCAGGAAUUCCUGAAAUGAAAACUAUAUUAAGGGGAGUUGUUCUCAACGAAUACCUCACUUUUCGCACAUUAGUCGCUAAAAUGAUAGGUCUGACCUCAACAUUAGGCAGUGGACUACCAUUGGGUAAAGAAGGACCGUUCGUUCACGUGGCCUCAAUAGUGGCCACUUUGUUAUCCAAACUCAUCACUUCAUUCAAAGGCAUUUAUGAGAACGAGUCGAGAACUGGAGAGAUGUUAGCGGCCGCCUGUGCUGUCGGGGUCGCAUCCACUUUCUACGCCCCCAUCGGUGGUGUCUUAUUCUCAAUAGAAGUCACGUCAGUAUUCUUCGCCGUCCGGAACUAUUGGCGCGGAUUCUUUGCCGCCUGUUGUGGAGCAACCGUUUGGAGACUACUCGAGGUUUGGUUUAAAAAUGAAGAAGCGAUAACAGCGUUAUUCAAGACCAACUUCAGAGCGGACUUCCCUUUCGAUCCUCAGGAACUGUUUGUGUUCUCACUAAUAGGUGUUGCCUGUGGUUUCGGUGGCGCCGGUUAUGUCACGUUUCACCGCAAAAUUGUCAACUUUUUUCGGACACAUAAAAAAUUGAGUGCAUUUUUGCAGAAAAAUCGCUUCCUAUAUCCCGGUUUAAUUACAUUAUUUUUGACAUCAAUCUCUUUCCCAUUAUUUUUGGGCCAAUAUAUGGCCGCAACGUUGUCGACUCACGACUCCAUAAGCGAGAUGUUUAGUAACAUAACGUGGGGACACAACCAUUCAGAUCCGGAUGUUCUGGAUGUCAAUACUGGCGUCAACAAUCCCGGUACCAAAUGGAACCUUCAUCCCUGGUCAUCGGGCGGCUAUUCUGGAACCGGGGUGUUCAAAAUCGGAGCCGCUUUCGGUCGAUUAGUUGGUGAAGUUAUGGCACAAUUGUUUCCGUCGGGCAUAUCAUUUGGAGGCUCACGAAACCCAAUAGUACCGGGAGGUUAUGCUGUCGUCGGUGCGGCUGCUUUUUCGGGUGCUGUAACGCAUACCAUAAGCACUUCUGUGAUCGUAUUUGAAUUGACGGGUCAGAUGACACAUAUCAUACCUGUUAUCAUAUCGGUGUUGAUUGCAAAUGCAAUCUCACAAACAUUAGAGCUGUCUAUAUAUGACUCCAUCAUUCAAAUCAAGAAACUUCCAUUCCUUCCCCCUAUACUAAGCACUUCGUCGGCCGCCCAUCACAUCCACGUCGAGGACAUAAUGGUUCGGGACGUGUCCUAUAUAUGGCGUGACUGCACAUAUCGUGAUCUUAAAGAUCUACUCAAAGCUCACAGAAAAUUACAAUCAUUUCCUUUAGUAGAAGACGGAAAUUGUAUGAUUCUCUUGGGAUCCGUUCAGAGACAAGAGCUCUCAUAUCUCGCGAGUCAACGACUCAGCAGAGAUCGACGGCUUACAGAAGUUCGGCGCAGGUAUUCAAUUCAGGACACACUUAUGUUGGCCGCCGAGAGGGCGUCCGCGGUCUCUGAGGCGGCGGCAAAGUCUCAAUCCUUACCCAAAGAAAACACGAACACAAAUAUGAGGCGAAUGUCUCGGUUUGAAGUGACACCUGUUUCCCAACAAUCGUUUGAUGGCAUCAGUUCUCAGCCGCCAUCUAAUCGAUUAUCACCUAAUAAAGGACCCGUGAAAUCAAUAUUAAAACAUACCGUUUCGUUCACAUAUUCUCCACACGCGACCGUCACUCUCACAGCACAAGUGGCCACUUUGUUAUCCAAACUCAUCACUUCAUUCAAAGGCAUUUAUGAGAACGAGUCGAGAACUGGAGAGAUGUUAGCGGCCGCUUGUGCUGUCGGGGUCGCAUCCACUUUCUACGCCCCCAUCGGUGGUGUCUUAUUCUCAAUAGAAGUCACGUCAGUAUUCUUCGCCGUCCGGAACUAUUGGCGCGGAUUCUUUGCCGCCUGUUGUGGAGCAACCGUUUGGAGACUACUCGAGGUUUGGUUUAAAAAUGAAGAAGCGAUAACAGCGUUAUUCAAGACCAACUUCAGAGCGGACUUCCCUUUCGAUCCUCAGGAACUGUUUGUGUUCUCACUAAUAGGUGUUGCCUGUGGUUUCGGUGGCGCCGGUUAUGUCACGUUUCACCGCAAAAUUGUCAACUUUUUUCGGACUCAUAAAAAAUUGAGUGCAUUUUUGCAGAAAAAUCGCUUCCUAUAUCCCGGUUUAAUUACAUUAUUUUUGACAUCAAUCUCUUUCCCAUUAUUUUUGGGCCAAUAUAUGGCCGCAACGUUGUCGACUCACGACUCCAUAAGCGAGAUGUUUAGUAACAUAACGUGGGGACACAACCAUUCAGAUCCGGAUGUUCUGGAUGUCAAUACUGGCGUCAACAAUCCCGGUACCAAAUGGAACCUUCAUCCCUGGUCAUCGGGCGGCUAUUCUGGAACCGGGGUGUUCAAAAUCGGAGCCGCUUUCGGUCGAUUAGUUGGUGAAGUUAUGGCACAAUUGUUUCCGUCGGGCAUAUCAUUUGGAGGCUCACGAAACCCAAUAGUACCGGGAGGUUAUGCUGUCGUCGGUGCGGCUGCUUUUUCGGGUGCUGUAACGCAUACCAUAAGCACUUCUGUGAUCGUAUUUGAAUUGACGGGUCAGAUGACACAUAUCAUACCUGUUAUCAUAUCG
Molecule: messenger RNA, 2934 nt
Organism: Medioppia subpectinata
Lineage: Eukaryota; Metazoa; Arthropoda; Arachnida; Sarcoptiformes; Oppiidae
Source: the annotation of a GenBank genome assembly